AUGCGCCGUUUCUCUUCGCGCGUGCUGCUGCAACAAGCAAAGCCACCGCUUCUUUCCGCCAGAGCGCCCCUCCCCCUCUUUGUUUCCCGCUCUCCUCAAGCUCCAGUCCCUAGACCAAUCUCUCGCCGUAAUCCUUCUCCGCUCUCACACACCUCCAAAAGAUACUGUUCAUACCGCAGAAUGUGCAGCUCACGCCGCGGCGAGGCCUCCGGGUCGACUAAUGUGCAGGGCCGAGAGGUGCUACCUACAAAUGUCAAGCCGCAGCAUUAUGACUUGACCCUUGAACCCAACUUUGAGAAGUUCACAUAUGAAGGAAUCGUCAACAUCGAUCUUGAUGUGGCCGAAGAUACCGAUUUCGUUUCCCUCAACUCCAACGAGAUCGAAAUCCACAGCGCAGUGGUUUCAGCCAAUGGAUCGGUGGUGGACUCAAAGCCCGAAAUCUCCCUCAACAAAGACGCCCAGACUGCUACGAUCAAGUUUGGACAGGCCAUUUCGGCGGGUUCCAAGGCCCAGCUGAAGCUCACCUUCACUGGUAUUCUGAAUGAUAACAUGGCCGGAUUCUACCGGUCCUCAUACAAGAAGGAUGGGGAGACCAAGUAUAUUGCUUCCUCGCAGAUGGAACCCACGGAUGCCCGUCGGGCCUUCCCUUGUUUCGAUGAGCCGGCUCUCAAGGCCAAGUUCACUGUGACUUUGGUCGCAGACAAGAGCAUGACCUGUUUGAGCAACAUGGAUGUUGAAACCGAGACCGAGGUUCAGGGUGGAGCAAAGAAGGCUGUCAAGUUCACUACUUCGCCGCUCAUGUCUACUUAUCUCGUUGCUUUCAUCGUUGGUCACCUCAACUACAUUGAGACGCAAAACUUCCGAGUUCCUAUUCGUGUCUACGCCACUCCUGACCAGGAUAUUGAACACGGCCGUUUCUCUUUGGAGCUCGCUGCUAAGACUCUGGCUUUCUACGAGAAGGCCUUUGACAGCGACUUCCCUCUACCCAAGAUGGACAUGGUUGCCGUCCCCGAUUUCAGUGCCGGAGCCAUGGAGAACUGGGGUCUCAUCACAUACCGCAUCGUUGAUGUGCUGCUAGACGAGAAGAACAGCGGUGCAUCCCGAAAAGAGCGCAUUGCUGAGACCGUUCAGCACGAGCUGGCUCACCAGUGGUUCGGAAACCUCGUCACCAUGGACUUCUGGGAUGGUCUUUGGCUCAACGAGGGUUUCGCCACCUGGAUGUCGUGGUACUCAUGCAACGUCUUCUACCCGGAGUGGAAGGUCUGGCAGACCUACGUUAUUGACAACCUGCAGAGUGCUCUCUCGCUUGACUCUCUGCGUAGUAGUCACCCCAUUGAGGUGCCCGUUAAGCGUGCCGACGAGAUCAACCAAAUCUUUGAUGCUAUCUCUUACUCUAAGGGCUCUUCCGUUUUGCGCAUGAUUUCCAAAUACCUCGGCGAGGACGUGUUCCUCCAGGGUGUCCGCAACUACAUCAAGAAGCACGCAUACGGUAACACUGAGACUGGUGACCUGUGGGCUGCUCUGGGUGAUGCCAGUGGCAAGCCGGUGAAGUCGGUUAUGGACAUCUGGACCAAGAACGUCGGUUUCCCCGUUCUGAGUGUUACCGAAAACAAGGACAACUCCUCUAUUCACGUGAAGCAGAACCGUUUCCUGCGCACUGGUGAUGUCCGCCCCGAGGAAGACCAGACUCUCUUCCCCGUGAUGCUUGGCCUGCGUACUGAGAAGGGUGUCGAUGAGAGCACCAUGCUCACUGAGCGCGAGCGUGACUUCCCCAUUCCGGAUCUGGAUUUCUACAAGCUCAACGCCGACCACUCGGCCAUUUUCCGUACUUCAUACAGCCCUGAGCGUCUCAAGAAGCUUGGUCAGGCUGCUCGUGACGGACGCUUGAGUGUCGAGGACCGUGCCGGUAUGAUCGCCGACUCCGGUGCCCUGGCGGCAUCUGGUUUCCAGCGCACCUCGGGCAUGCUGUCCUUGCUCCAGGGUCUCGACACUGAGUCUGAGUUUGUGGUUUGGAACGAGAUCCUCACCCGCAUUGGCACCCUGCGUGCGGCUUGGCUUUUCGAGAGCAAGGAAACCAAGGAUGCUCUCAAGGCCUUCCAGCGCUCGUUGGUUGCCAAGAAGGCCCACGAGAUCGGUUGGGAUUUCCCCGAGAAUGACGACCACAUUCUGCAGCAAUUCAAGGCUCUCAUGUUCGGCUCUGCCGGUAUGGCCGACGACCCUGUCGUGGUGAAGGCUGCUCAGGACAUGUUCGCCCGUUUCGCUGCUGGCGACAUCUCUGCUAUCCACCCCAACAUCCGUGGAAGUGUGUUCACCAUCGUCCUGAAGCACGGAGGCGUCAAGGAGUACGAGGUUGUUCUGGACCGGUUCCGCAACGCCCCCACUUCCGACGAGAAGACCACUGCUCUGCGCUGCCUCGGUUCCUCUGAGGAUCCGGCGCUCAUCCAGCGUACACUUGGCCUUGCUAUCAACGACGAGGUCAAGAGUCAGGAUAUCUACAUGCCCCUUGGCGGCCUACGUGGCUCCCCGGCUGGUAUUGAAGGCCGCUGGAACUGGCUCAAGUCUAACUGGGAUGACCUCUACAAGCGUCUGCCUCCCGGUCUCGGCAUGCUAGGCACCGUUGUUCAGAUGACCACCGCCAGCUUCUGCACCGAGGCACAGUUGAAGGAGGUUGAGCAAUUCUUUGCUUCCAAGGACACCAAGGGCUUCGACCGUGCUGUUGAGCAAAGUCUCGAUGCUAUCCGCGCCAAGGUCAACUGGCUUAAGCGUGACCGCCAGGAUGUUGAGGACUGGCUGAACAGCAACCGCUACCUGGAGAGCAAGCUCUAA
Molecule: messenger RNA, 2826 nt
Organism: Penicillium olsonii
Lineage: Eukaryota; Fungi; Ascomycota; Eurotiomycetes; Eurotiales; Aspergillaceae
Source: the annotation of a GenBank genome assembly